AUGGCUCUAGCUCACCAACUACAGCUGCACCAGAUAGGAUGCCUUCAUAGGAACGCCGCCGCCCUGCGCGCCACCCCUCGCCCCUCCCUGGCGCGCACUGUGGCGAAGGCCGUCACGGAGACGGAGGCCGUGGGCGCUCCCACCUCCUCCAUCGACUGGGACAACCUGGGCUUUGGCAUCCAGGGCGUGGCACCGAGCAUGUUUGUGGCCACCUUUGACACCGAAAUGGGGGAGUGGAGCGAGGGUGGCGUCCAGCCGUACGGCCCGUUGCCCAUGUACCCCUCGGCCCAGGUGCUCAACUACGGGCAGGCCAUCUUCGAGGGGCUCAAGGCCCAGCGCUCGACCCGCGACCGCAUCGUGCUCUUCCGCCCCACCUCCAACGCCGAGCGCAUGCAGGCCGGCGCGGCGCGGAUGAGCAUGGCCGCGCCGCCCGAGGACCUCUUCGUCCGCGGCGUGGAGGCGGCGGUGCGCUCCAACGCCUCCUACGUCCCGCCCCAGGGAAAGGGCUCGCUGUACCUGCGCCCGCUGCUCAUUGGCUCUGGCCCCAUCCUGGGCGUGGGACCCGCCCCCUCCUACACCUUCAUCGUCUACGCUGCGUCGGUGGGCGCCUACUUCAAGGGCGGCCAGCUCAGCCCCAUCGACCUGCUGGUGGAGACGCGCCCCGGCCUGGGCUCGCUGGCCGCGGCCAAGGCCGAGGGCUACUCUGACGUGCUCUACCUGGACGCCAAGCACGACAACUUCCUGGAGGAGGUGUCCUCCUGCAACGUCUUUGCCGUGUACGGCAAGACCAUCCGCACCCCGCCCCUCGCGGGCACCAUCCUGCCGGGCGUCACGCGGCGGUCGGUGAUCGAGCUGGCGCGGGCCAAGGGGUACACCGUGGAGGAGGCCCCCGUCUCCGUGGCCGAGGCCCUGGCCGCCGACGAGGUGUUCACCACGGGCACGGCCGUCGUGCUGUGCUCGGUGGGGUCGCUGACCUACCAGGGCACCAAGCAGCGCUACGGCACCGAGGGCCAGCCGGGGCCCGUGGCGCUGGAGCUGUACGAGGCGCUGACGGGGCUGCAGCAGGAAAGGACGGAGGAUCCCUUUGGCUGGGUGCACCACGUGCCGCUUUGA
This is a messenger RNA of Auxenochlorella protothecoides, 1113 nucleotides long. Its product is annotated as Branched-chain-amino-acid aminotransferase 5, chloroplastic. The transcript is spliced from 6 exons. The record is from RefSeq and is a predicted model, not a curated record. Gene Ontology annotation, biological process: branched-chain amino acid metabolic process. Gene Ontology annotation, molecular function: branched-chain-amino-acid:2-oxoglutarate transaminase activity. Bases 1 to 1113 code for a protein of 370 amino acids. NCBI's taxonomy places the organism in Eukaryota, Viridiplantae, Chlorophyta, Trebouxiophyceae, Chlorellales, Chlorellaceae.